AUGGCACUUCAAAAUGAAACAGCAGAUAGAAUGACAGAAUUCAUCAUAACAGGAUUAGAUGACAUUGAACACCCCAAAGCUGUUGGGACGGUCAUUUUGGUAGUUUACUCUCUCAUUUUAUUAGGUAGCUUGACCAAUAUUUGUUUUAUUGCUCUAGACCAACGUCUCCACACACCAAUGUACUUUUUCAUUUGCACUCUGGCAGCUGUGGACAUUUUGUACACCAGCAGUGUCAGUAUAGUUUUGUUGAAUAUCCUUCUAGGUGAAAUAAAAAGAGUACCAUAUGGACCCUGUGUCGCCCAGUUGCUUGUAUUUCAUUUAGGGAGCACUAUGGAACCCUUUGCCAUUGCAUUGAUGGCUUAUGAUCGCUUAGUUGCAAUUUCUAAUCCGUUGAGAUAUCACAGCAUCCUUACAAAGACUCGUAUAUUAGUUUUGACAAUAAUUGCAUGGAUGUUAGGUUUUACUUGCUCAGGCUUGGUGGCAGGUAUUGUUAAUAGACUUCCUUACUGUCACUCAAAUACCCUUAAAUACAGUUUUUGUGAAUAUGCUGCUUUGGUAAGAGUUGCAUGUGUCAAUCCUGAUGAUUACUUCCUUUUAGCUUCCAUUAUUUCCUCGUUUGUAUUAUUUGGAAACUUUGUCCUUAUUGCAUUCUCCUACUUGAAAAUAAUUUUAGCAGUGCUAAAAAGCUCCUCUACAGCAGACAGAAAAAAAAUGUUCAGCACUUGCUCCAGUCACUUGAUUGUGGUUGCUUGCUUUUUUAUUCCUAAAUUUGUGCUUAUAAUUAUCACACGAAUUGGCUUGGUGUUAACACUCUCCUCUCGCAAUGGUUUAAUCAUUGGCUCCACACUGGGUCCCUCACUUGUGAAUCCUUUUGUAUAUUGCCUUAGAACAAAGGAACUAAGAAGCCGACUCCUAAAAAUAUUUAGUAAACAGUCUGUUAUACCCAGUGAGUAA
Molecule: messenger RNA, 954 nt
Organism: Acipenser ruthenus (sterlet)
Lineage: Eukaryota; Metazoa; Chordata; Actinopteri; Acipenseriformes; Acipenseridae
Product: olfactory receptor 10G4-like
Exons: 1
Coding region: 1-954 (317 amino acids)
Biological process (GO): G protein-coupled receptor signaling pathway
Cellular component (GO): membrane
Molecular function (GO): olfactory receptor activity; G protein-coupled receptor activity
Source: RefSeq, a predicted model, not a curated record